UGUAGAAAUGACAACCUCUGCUGCUUGGGUCCAUGAACAACCACACCCAUUCAUGACACAGACAGGACUGUUAAGGAAGGAAGAGGAAAUGCUGCGAGGCUUCGGACCCCAAACCGACCAUCGCACCUUCGAGCCCACGCUAAAGAGAAUGGAAACGGGCCGUCCCGGCAGGCGGUCUACCCGCUGCCUCCGUCCCAGCUCUGCCACUUACUUAGGCAGCUUACACAACCUCUCGGUGCCUCAGUUCUACGGCCCUAAAAUGAAGCCGGAUGCUGACAGGAAGAUGCAUUCUCAGCUGUACCUCAUUCCACAAGAACUUUCUUUGCCUGAUCUGAAGCUUGAAUCAGACAGUGAGAUAAUACACCAUGUGAUCAGAAAUCUCAUCGCCCCCAGCGAUCUUGAAGAACGGCUAAUGGAAUAUGUCUUAGCUGAGUUGGAGGAGAUGCCAGCAGGAUCCCAACACGGCAGCUCGAUGAAGGAAUGCAGAGAUACCGUUAGCAGGUGCCCUAAGAUUGCAAGUAGCCACAACGGCAGCGGGGACGGCGGUGCCGCCGCGCCGAGCUCCCGACCCCGAGAUUUCUUGUACGUGGGGGUGAUGACCGCGCAGAAGUACCUGGGCAGCCGCGCGCUGGCGGCGCAGCGGACCUGGGCGCGCUUCAUCCCCGGCCGCGUGGAGUUUUUUUCCAGCCAGCAGCCUCCCAACGCNGGCCAGCCCCCGCCGCCCCUGCCUGUCAUCGAGCUGCCGGGGGUGGACGACUCCUACCCGCCCCAGAAAAAGUCCUUCAUGAUGAUCAAGUACAUGCACGACCACUACCUGGACAAGUACGAGUGGUUCAUGCGCGCCGACGACGACGUCUACAUCAAAGGUGACAAGUUAGAAGAGUUUCUUCGAUCACUGAAUAGCAGCAAGCCCCUCUACCUGGGCCAGACGGGCCUGGGUAACAUUGAAGAACUAGGAAAGCUGGGCCUGGAGCCCGGGGAGAACUUCUGUAUGGGAGGACCUGGCAUGAUCUUCAGUCGAGAGGUCCUCAGGAGGAUGGUGCCGCAUAUUGGCGAAUGCCUCAGAGAAAUGUACACGACACACGAAGAUGUGGAAGUCGGAAGAUGUGUUCGACGGUUCGGUGGGACCCAGUGUGUCUGGUCUUAUGAGAUGCAGCAACUGUUCCAUGAAAAUUAUGAACACAAUCGAAAGGGUUACAUUCAAGACCUUCACAACAGCAAAAUCCAUGCAGCCAUAACACUUCAUCCCAACAAAAGGCCUGCCUACCAGUACAGGCUUCAUAAUUACAUGCUGAGCCGCAAAAUUUCUGAACUUCGCUACCGCACCAUCCAGCUCCACCGGGAGAGCGCGCUGAUGAGCAGGCUCAGUAACAGUGAGGUGAGCAAAGAGGACCAGCAGCUGGGAGUGAUGCCUUCUUUCAACCACUUCCAGCCUCGGGAGAGAGACGAGGUGAUCGAAUGGGAGUUCCUGACAGGCAAGCUCCUUUACUCGGCAUCUGAGAACCAGCCUCCUCGACAGAGCAUCAGCAGCAUCCUCAGAACGGCGCUGGAUGACACGGUCCUGCAGGUGAUGGAGAUGAUCAAUGAGAACGCCAAGAGCCGGGGACGGCUCAUUGACUUCAAGGAGAUUCAGUAUGGCUACCGCAGGGUUGAUCCCAUGCACGGGGUGGAGUACAUUUUGGAUUUACUCCUCUUGUACAAAAGACACAAGGGGAGGAAACUGACUGUGCCAGUGAGACGUCAUGCCUACCUUCAGCAGUUAUUCAGCAAGCCUUUCUUUAGAGAAACUGAAGAGCUGGACGUUAGCAGUCUUGUGGAGAGUAUUAACAGUGACACUCAGUCAUUUUCCUUCAUAUCUAAUUCUUUAAAGAUACUAUCCUCUUUUCAAGGUGCCAAAGAAAUGGGAGGGCGCAAUGAAAAGAAAAUACACAUUCUUGUUCCUCUCAUUGGAAGGUAUGACAUUUUCUUGAGGUUCAUGGAGAACUUUGAAAAUACUUGUCUUAUCCCAAAGCAGAAUGUAAGACUGGUCAUCAUUCUUUUCAGUAGGGAUUCUGGCCAGGAUUCCAACAAGCAUAUGGAGCUGAUAAAAGACUAUCAGAACAAGUACCCUAAAGCAGAAAUGACCCUGAUCCCCAUGAAGGGAGAGUUUUCAAGAGGUCUUGGUCUUGAAAUGGCUUCUUCCCAGUUUGACAAUGAUACUUUGCUGCUAUUUUGUGAUGUCGACUUGAUCUUCAGAGGAGACUUUCUCCAACGAUGUAGAGACAAUACAAUUCAGGGACAACAGGUGUACUACCCCAUCAUCUUUAGCCAGUAUGAUCCAAAGGUAACUAGUGCAGGAAAUCCUCCCACUGAUGAUGAUUUUGUCUUCUCAAAGAAGACUGGAUUUUGGAGAGACUAUGGAUAUGGAAUUACCUGUAUUUAUAAAAGUGAUCUUCUGGGUGCAGGUGGAUUUGAUACCUCAAUACAGGGCUGGGGCCUAGAAGAUGUAGAUCUCUACAAUAAAGUUAUCCAAUCCGGCUUAAGGCCCUUCAGAAGUCAAGAAGUAGGAGUGGUGCAUAUUUUCCAUCCAGUUCAUUGUGACCCUAACUUGGAUCCUAAGCAGUAUAAGAUGUGCUUGGGAUCCAAGGCAAGUACUUUUGCCUCAACCAUGCAACUGGCUGAACUCUGGUUGGAAAAACAUUUGGGUGUCAGGUACAAUCGAACUCUCUCCUGACAGUCCAGGCAGCGCAUAUUGCCUUUUUAAAGGGGAGUUUACCUCAUUGUCGGUGUUAUUAUUUUUAUUUUAUUAUUGUUAUUUUUAUUAUUAUAAUUAUUAUUGUCAUAAUUUUAUUUUGUUGUCCUGGUCUUAAACAGCUCUUGGUUGUCUUUCAAGGGGUGUUUGUUGACCUCAAGCAAGAAGAGUCUGCAAUUCACUGAUUUUUCAGAUUUCUACUGAAGUCAAUAUAUGUAUUACUUUUAUAUAUCUUUAUUUGAGAUUGAGUUAAAUCGUGGCAAUCAAAUGACUUUUGAAGUUCAUUCAUCAUGAGAGACAGCUUAGAAGAAUGUUCUCUUGGGCUUACAGAUGCAAUAUCAACUUUUAUUAUGUUCGUGAAAUUCAAUGUGAUACAAAUAUUUACUGGUGAAAGGUACCACAAAAGUGCUUUAUGCUUCCUAUGGGGAAGGGACUCUGUAACAUAAACUUGAGUUUUGUAAUUUAUACAAGGACUUAAAUAUAUAGACAAUAAUUUUCUUCAUCUUUAGAAUUUUUAAAGUAAAUGAACACUUAUGAUUGUAUGUUUAUUUUUUAAAAAGAAGUUUUAAAAAUUGAGGAGUUUUGUUCCACAAGCAACCGGUACUGGCUACCCUGGUCUUAAGAAAAUUAUGUACUCCUCACAACUGUCUGCUAUAAAUGCGAAUGAACUUUAUUUUCUCAAGGAAAUAUGAUUUAAUCAAAUGUUCAUGUACAUUUUAGAAGCUUUAUGAAACAAUGUCCUUCAUUUGCUGGCAAGAAGAUAAAAAUGACAGAACCUGGUUAUUUAUAAUAAAACACAGGUAUAACAGUAUCCUUUUUCAAAAACACUGAAAAA
Molecule: messenger RNA, 3566 nt
Organism: Miniopterus natalensis
Lineage: Eukaryota; Metazoa; Chordata; Mammalia; Chiroptera; Miniopteridae
Source: RefSeq, a predicted model, not a curated record